AUGCCUGACACGCCCGAGCCAGAUGUCUCUCAUGUCGUGCAACCCUGUCCCACCAUGCCAUUUCCCUCCUGCAAGUCCGAAUGCAUCCCAGACGGUGUAAACACCGUUCGUGACGGAGAUGUGCCCCGUAACUCGGGAACCUGGAAUGAUGAUGCCCAGACCGCUGCUAUCGAGCAUCUGGUCACACUCAAACAGGGGUUACGGACAGCCGAACUCGAGCCGUUCUGGAAACGGCUCAUGGAGGACAUCACAACGAUAACAAAUGCCCAGUAUGCGUUUGUUGCCCGCAGGGUACACGGGAAUGAACACUUGCCAGAAGUAGGCGGGCGGCGCCCAUCGCUUUUUGGUGCAGCUUUUUAUUAUAAUGAUGGUUACCAGACCGUUGGUUUGCAGCGAAACAGGUAUUUCGCGGGCGGGAACCCCUUGUUGCAUAUGGACCACGAACGGCCUUGUUUGAUCCCCGAAAAUCUCAGCUCACUGGUGUCGUUCGGUGAUGAUCAAUUACCGUUUGGCGCCGAUGGCUAUUUGGCGAUUCCCCUAUUUUCGGCUGGAAAGUGCCUGGCGCACCUUGGGUUGAUGUGGUCGAAAGAUGGUCUCCGAAAUAGAACGCUAUCCUGGUCCUUUCUGGAGAUGAUCCUCCAUUCGCUCGAAGAUUUGAUUGUACAGCGGCUUCAAUCAGAACUCGAGACUUUCGAUGCAAUGUCAGACGCUCCAACGACAAAUACCUUCUCCGACUUCCACAACCCCCAGUCUACCGCCUUCCACGAAGCUUCCGAUUUCAAUUCCCACCCCCUCAAACCCUACGCCCGAAGCUUAUCCCACGAACUCCGGACUCCGAUGCAAGGUGUGGUGGGUAUGCUUGAUGUCAUGCACGCUACUGUGCGUGAAGCCAUUGAGAGCAACACUCCUCUCAAAUCCGGAGGCAUUUUCGAAUCUCUCAAGGAGGGGAUCGAGAUGGUUCAAGAUAGCGCGCGACGCGCCGUUGAAGCGGCCGACAAUGUCGUCCAUGCAUAUGAUCUCAAUAUGCAAGUUCCCAAAACACCACUUGAGGAGAAGUUUGAGAUACUGGGCGGUGCCGCAAUCCCAUUCGCUUCAUCCGAAACCCGUCCGAGCAUUUUCAUCGAAGGGAACAAUGUCGCCGUAAAUCCGUACAAGCGGCGACGAAGCCUGCCGCCGGACAUAAGCACCCGGCCGGUACGCAAACAAAGACUUCGUGCGGCUUCCUCGCGACAAGAGCUUUCGCCUCGUAGCGAAGAGGUCAAAAAUGCUGUUCACGAAAGUGAUCAGAUCGUCCAUGCUAUCCCGGCUGCUCAGAUCGAAGCCGUCAUGGCUGAGAUGGUUGAUCCGCGCCCAUCACUCGCAGUUCGACGAUCGGCACCUCAUCUACUCCUCGAGGGGAUCAAUGGGAAUCUGAAAAAUUCUGCUUUGCGUUUUACCAAAUUACGAGACCUUCUCCGUUUGGUUAUCAAUGAGUCUCUCCACGUUGGCGGUCGACCUGACUCUGCUGUUUCCAAUGCAACCGAACUUGGCGAGAGGAUUGAGAUUCGGUCGCGGUCCUCCAAUGGCGAAUUCUUCACUAAGGUCGUGGACUGGUCUGUGGAUCCAGCACUGCCUGACACACUGCUUGCCGAUGAUCGUGAUCUGGCUAAAUUGAUUUCAUGUGUUUUUCUCAAUGCGAUCAAAUUCACCAACAACGGCAUGAUCACUGUAUACGCUACUGUCGAUUCCAAGAGGAAUGACGUUCUCAUUCUCAUCCGCGACACGGGCCCGGGCAUUCCCGCUGCAUUCAUACCCAAACUCUUCAAACCAUUCGCCCGCGAAGAUGCAUCGACCACUCGGAGCAAAGAUGGCCUAGGACUUGGUCUCCUUGUAGCCAAGGGCCUUUCACGCAAAAUGGGCGGCGACUUGACCUGUGUUCGUUCGUCGACUUCUGGUCCUGAUCGUGGUUCAGAAUUUCGGAUCCGGAUCCCUGUCAACCAACCCGAGGCUGAACCUCGUCCUGGAACCCCCGGCGAGAGGAUCCUGACCCCGUCAACUACAUGUACCGACCAAACACGCCAUAGCAGCACCAGUAGCUUCCUCUCUGACCCCUCUUCCUCUGCCUCCCCAUUCAUCCUCCCCGAAAGUCGGCUGCAACAGCCCACCCCGUGCACCAGCGACGAAAACAUGUCAGAGAGCCCACCACCGCGGCCACCAGCACAAAUUCGGCUGCACCAAACACAUAUCUCUGGGGAUGCUUACGAUAAGAAGCUUGGGGAUAAAUAUCCGCUGCGCUUCCUCGUCGCCGAAGACAAUCGCAUUAACCGGCGCGUACUGGUGAACAUGUUACGCAAACUUGGCUACCGUGAUGUCCUUGAAGCGGCUAAUGGCAGAGAGGCCGUCCAGAUCGUUGAAGGUAUCCUAGCCGCGUCGCAUCCCAUCAAAGCGCGUGACAUCGAUCUCGAUUCAGCGAAUGGAGCACAAGGCGUCACCAAGAAGCCACUUUCGAAUACACGAAUGAAACCGAUCGAUGUGGUCUUGAUGGAUCUCUGGAUGCCCGAAAUGGACGGAUACGAAGCCACCUCACGGAUUCUUCGCAUGGUUGACAAGCACCGGGAUGGACAUGUGGCUUUCAAGCAACCGCACUCCAGUAGCCCGGAUUACAUGGAGAUGGACCCAGCGCCCGACGCUAUUUCUGCACCUCCACCUCCCACAGUCCUUGCUGUGAGUGCCGACGUUACCGAUGAGGCAUUGAAUCGUGCCUCUAGGGUAGGCAUCAAGGGUUAUAUGACGAAACCCUACAAACUCUCCGACCUCGAACGACUGAUCCUCGAGUUCUGCGGCGGUACCCGCAACCACAGUGUCUAA
Molecule: messenger RNA, 2847 nt
Organism: Penicillium bovifimosum
Lineage: Eukaryota; Fungi; Ascomycota; Eurotiomycetes; Eurotiales; Aspergillaceae
Product: CheY-like superfamily
Exons: 1
Coding region: 1-2847 (948 amino acids)
Biological process (GO): phosphorelay signal transduction system; protein autophosphorylation
Molecular function (GO): histidine phosphotransfer kinase activity; phosphorelay sensor kinase activity
Source: RefSeq, a predicted model, not a curated record